GUGAAGCCAAUGCUGCAGGAAGCCAGUUUGGCCGCACACACAUUACCUGCAUCUAUGGAGACAUCUCAAGUACAACAGAUAUUCACUCAUGAUGUGAUGGGAGAAGAUUCGCUUGCAGUUCCAAAUACACAAGACUCACUAAGAAUGCAUGCUACUCCAUUUAACGAGAGAAACCGACUUUACAGCAACAAAUCCACGGAUGAGAAUAUUCAUAAUCCAUACACAUUACCAUGGAAACGGUUUUCACUAACAAAAGACAUAUAUAUGUCGAACAGUCGUCCAACAUCUGCAAGUAUCUCCUCAAUAGGUGUGGAAAGCAAAGGAUAUAUUCAAUCUCACCUCACACGUAUUAUGAUACCGGAAAAACAAAACGUAGAUUCUACAACCGAAUCAGCAGCCACUGAGCCUGAGGUG
Molecule: messenger RNA, 414 nt
Organism: Trypanosoma theileri
Lineage: Eukaryota; Euglenozoa; Kinetoplastea; Trypanosomatida; Trypanosomatidae
Exons: 1
Source: RefSeq, a predicted model, not a curated record